Cucumis sativus (cucumber) is the source of this 967-nucleotide messenger RNA. Its product is annotated as AT-hook motif nuclear-localized protein 20. Gene Ontology annotation, molecular function: DNA-binding transcription factor activity; minor groove of adenine-thymine-rich DNA binding. The annotation marks the transcript as partial. Gene Ontology annotation, cellular component: nucleus. The transcript has a single exon. NCBI's taxonomy places the organism in Eukaryota, Viridiplantae, Streptophyta, Magnoliopsida, Cucurbitales, Cucurbitaceae. The record is from RefSeq and is a predicted model, not a curated record.
AAAAUUAAUCCUCCAUUUAUUUGUACAAUUAGGCUCCCUUUCUCAAUUUUCGCUAAUCUGGCUAAUUCUAAUCCGUGGUGGGUCAGUCCGGUGGGGUUUCCGACCACCGCCCCGAUAUCAACCACCGUCGACGGCAGUGGAAGAGAUAAAGAUGAGGAAGAAGAUGAGGCAAAGGGUGGGGGUGUGGAGGUCGGAAACCGCAGAUCGAGAGGGCGGCCACCGGGAUCAAAAAACAAACGAAAAUCUCCAAUCAUCGUCACCCGCGACAGCCCUCACACGCUUAGCACCCACGUGAUAGAGAUCGUGGGAGGAGCCGACGUCGCGGACAGCAUAAACCAAUUCUGCUGCCGACGGCAACGUGGAGUUUGUGUUCUCAGUGGCAGCGGUACGGUUGUGGACGUAACAGUCAGGCAAUCGGCGGGUUCCGGCGCAGUGAUCCAACUUCGUGGCCGGUUCGAGAUUUUGUCUGUGAGUGGGUCUUUUCUUCCCGGUCGAGACCCUCCCUGUUCAACCGGGCUGACCGUAUACUUGGCUGGCGGCCAGGGGCAGGUGAUUGGAGGGACGGUAGUGGGUCCACUAUUGGCCGGUGGGCCUGUAAUAUUGAUUGCUGCUACCUUUGCUAAUGCAACUUAUGAGAGACUUCCCUUACAACACCAUCAUAAUUAUGAAGAAAGAGAGGUUUCUCCCGCCACCACGAGUGCCGGAGAACUGGAGGAGCCCCUGCCUUAUCCUCGGAUCGAAACUUCAAUUUACGACUUGAUUCCACCGAAUAAUAAUAAUAAUCAUGCACUCGAUGGCUAUGCUUGGACUCAUGACAGACCAUCUCUUGUUUAAUUUCACUCUACUGUAUUUUGAAAUUUCUCUUAUGAAUUUUCAUGCUCUUUUUUUUUUCUUUAUUUUUUUUUUAAAUUUUACAAAAUGUUUAGUUCUAUUAUCUCUAUUUCAAUACAUUCAUAUCAUUAAUACA